Plectropomus leopardus (leopard coralgrouper) is the source of this 1697-nucleotide messenger RNA. RefSeq names its product gamma-aminobutyric acid type A receptor subunit beta2b (gene gabrb2b). Gene Ontology annotation, cellular component: membrane. Lineage: Eukaryota; Metazoa; Chordata; Actinopteri; Perciformes; Serranidae. Gene Ontology annotation, molecular function: GABA-A receptor activity; extracellular ligand-gated monoatomic ion channel activity. Gene Ontology annotation, biological process: monoatomic ion transmembrane transport. The record is from RefSeq and is a predicted model, not a curated record.
AUGGCAGUGUUUAGAAAAAGAAGGAUGAGGUGUUUUUGCGUCUGGUUGUUUCCUCUCGUAGUGACCGCGGUGUGCGCCCAAAGUGCCGGUGUCAAUGACCCUAGCAAUAUGUCUUUGGUAAAAGAAACGGUGGAUAGACUGUUGAAAGGUUAUGAUAUACGAUUGAGGCCAGAUUUCGGAGGUGCUCCGGUUGGAGUGGGGAUGAAUAUAGACAUAGCCAGCAUAGACAUGGUGUCAGAAGUCAAUAUGGACUACACAUUGACGAUGUACUUCCAGCAGGCCUGGCGAGACAAACGGCUGUCCUACUCUGAGAUCCCCCUCAACCUGACCUUAGAUAACCGGGUGGCUGACCAGCUCUGGGUCCCCGACACCUACUUCCUCAACGACAAGAAAUCGUUUGUCCACGGAGUCACAGUGAAAAAUAGAAUGAUCCGGCUGCACCCAGACGGUACCGUACUGUACGGUCUAAGGAUCACUACCACUGCUGCUUGUAUGAUGGACCUGAGAAGGUAUCCACUGGAUGAGCAGAACUGCACACUCGAGAUAGAAAGUUAUGGCUACACCACAGAUGACAUUGAGUUCUACUGGCGAGGAGGAGACAAUGCUGUGACGGGGGUGGACAAGAUCGAACUGCCCCAGUUCUCCAUUGUGGAUCAUAAGCUCAUCUCCAAAAAUGUCGUCUUCUCCACAGGUGCUUACCCUCGUCUGUCCCUGAGUUUUAAGCUGAAGAGAAACAUCGGGUACUUCAUCCUGCAGACAUACAUGCCUUCUAUACUUAUCACCAUCCUGUCCUGGGUCUCCUUCUGGAUCAACUACGAUGCCUCUGCUGCCAGAGUGGCUCUGGGUAUCACCACGGUGCUCACCAUGACUACCAUUAACACCCACCUGAGAGAAACCCUCCCCAAAAUCCCCUACGUCAAGGCCAUAGACAUGUACCUCAUGGGCUGCUUCGUUUUUGUCUUCCUGGCUCUGCUGGAGUACGCGCUAGUAAACUACAUCUUCUUUGGACGGGGCCCUCAGCGUCAGAAAAGGGCAGCUGAGAAGCUAAUGACAGCCAACAAUGAAAAGAUGAGGAUGGAUCCAAACAAGUGGCUGGUGGGGAAUGUAGUUGGCAGAGAUGAUACCCUGUAUGCAAGAAUGAAACAGAGGGAUCUUGACGGUCAUGACUCGAUGUGGGAGCCAAUCUUUGUUGAUGACGCAGCAAUUGGACUUGGCGAUCAGAAAAAUAAGAUGGACCCACAUGAAAACAUCCUUUUGGGCACUCUGGACAUCAAGAACGACAUGGGCGUUUCAGAGCUCGCUCUGGGCCUCAAUGACCCACGAAAUACCAUGCUGACGUACGACAGCUCAACUCUGCAGUACCGGAAAGCAGGUCUGGCCAGGCACAACUUUGGCCGAAACACACUGGAGUGCCACAUGACUCAAAAGAAGAGUCGACUACGGAGGCGCGCCUCGCAGCUAAAAAUCAACAUUCCAGACUUGACUGAUGUAAACUCUAUUGACAAAUGGUCGAGGAUGAUCUUCCCAACCGUGUUCUCCUUCUUCAACAUUGUUUACUGGCUUUACUAUGUCAAUUAAAAAACAAAACAAAGGACAUCAGUAAGGGAAAGAACAAACAGCAAAAUAUGUUGCUCAUUUGUUGUUUGUCUCUGGUUUGUUUCAUUUUUAUGUGAUCUUGUAAAACUGGACUGAAUUAC